Rhinolophus ferrumequinum (greater horseshoe bat) is the source of this 5766-nucleotide messenger RNA. RefSeq names its product exportin 5 (gene XPO5). Gene Ontology annotation, molecular function: RNA binding; small GTPase binding; nuclear export signal receptor activity. The coding region runs from base 177 to 3782 and encodes 1201 amino acids. The transcript is spliced from 32 exons. Gene Ontology annotation, biological process: RNA export from nucleus; protein export from nucleus. Gene Ontology annotation, cellular component: cytoplasm; RNA nuclear export complex; nucleus. The record is from RefSeq and is a predicted model, not a curated record. NCBI's taxonomy places the organism in Eukaryota, Metazoa, Chordata, Mammalia, Chiroptera, Rhinolophidae.
CGUAGCGCCGGUUCGUUCCCGGCUGGGGCUCCUGCGGCUCACGCUCCUCCUACCGCUCCCCACUCCCCCCAGCCCGCCGCGGCCCGGUACCAGCGUGUUAUCCCCGCAAGGGAGCGGUCCGUGCCUUGUGCUCCCAGGACUGCCGUGGUGCGCUCUCGCGGCGCGUGGCAGUAGCCAUGGCGAUGGAUCAAGUGAACGCGCUGUGCGAGCAGCUGGUGAAAGCGGUGACCGUCAUGAUGGACCCCAGCUCCACCCAGCGCUAUCGGCUGGAAGCCCUCAAGUUUUGUGAGGAGUUUAAAGAAAAAUGCCCUAUCUGUGUCCCCUGUGGCUUGAGGUUGGCUGAGAAAACACAAAUUGCCAUCGUCAGACAUUUUGGCCUUCAGAUCCUGGAACACGUUGUCAAGUUUCGGUGGAACAGCAUGUCUCGAUUGGAGAAGGUCUAUCUGAAGAACAGUGUCAUGGAACUGAUUGAAAAUGGAACACUGAACAUUCUGGAAGAGGAGAACCAUAUUAAAGAUGUUCUAUCUCGAAUUGUAGUAGAAAUGAUCAAGCGGGAGUGGCCGCAGCACUGGCCUGACAUGCUCAUGGAAUUGGACGUUCUUUCCAAACAAGGGGAAACACAGACAGAAUUAGUGAUGUUCAUCCUUCUGCGACUGGCAGAGGAUGUAGUGACCUUUCAUACACUGCCCUUUCAAAGAAGAAGGGAUAUCCAGCAAACGUUAACCCAGAACAUGGAAAGAAUCUUCAGUUUUUUACUUAACACACUUCAAGAAAAUGUAAACAAGUACCGGCAAGUGAAGACAGAUAAUUCUCAGGAGUCAAAGGCUCAAGCCAACUGUCGAGUAGGCGUCGCAGCGCUGAGCACGCUCGCAGGCUACAUUGACUGGGUGUCCAUGAGUCACAUUACUGCUGAGAGCUGUAAGCUCCUGGAGGUGCUCUGCCUGCUUCUCAAUGAGCAGGAACUUCAGCUGGGAGCAGCCGAAUGUCUUCUCAUUGCUGUCAGCAGAAAAGGCAAGUUGGAAGACCGGAAACCCCUAAUGGUCUUAUUUGGAGAUGUUGCCAUGCAUUACAUACUCUCUGCCGCACAGACUGCUGAUGGAGGAGGCUUGGUAGAAAAACACUAUGUCUUCUUGAAGAGGCUCUGUCAAGUGUUGUGUGCUCUGGGCAAUCAGCUUUGUGCAUUGCUGGGUGUGGAUUCUAACGUAGAAACACCAGCAAACUUUGGAAAAUACCUGGAAUCUUUUCUUGCUUUCACAACACAUCCAAGUCAGUUUCUACGCUCUUCGACUCAGAUGACUUGGGGAGCUCUCUUCCGGCAUGAGAUCCUGUCCCGUGACCCUUUGCUAUUAGCAAUAAUACCGAAAUAUCUUCGUGCGUCUAUGACUAACUUGGUCAAGAUGGGCUUUCCCUCUAAAACAGACAGCCCUAGUUGUGAAUAUUCUCGAUUUGAUUUUGAUAGCGACGAGGACUUCAAUGCUUUCUUCAACUCCUCCCGGGCCCAACAAGGAGAGGUAAUGAGGUUAGCAUGUCGUUUGGAUCCCAAGACUAGCUUCCAGAUGGCUGGGGAAUGGCUAAAGUAUCAGCUGUCAACUUCCAUUGAUACUGGAUCCAUGAACUCUGCAACUGGAGAAAGCGGCCUCUGCUCCAUCUUCUCACCUUCCUUUGUGCAGUGGGAAGCCAUGACUGUUUUUUUGGAAAGUGUGAUCAACCAGAUGUUUCGAACACUAGACAAAGAAGAAAUCCCUGUUAAUGAUGGAAUAGAGCUAUUGCAGAUGGUCCUGAACUUUGACACCAAGGACCCCCUCAUUCUGUCUUGUGUCCUCACUGAUGUCUCAGCACUCUUUCCAUUUGUCACCUACAGACCAGAGUUCCUGCCCCAGGUCUUCUCUAAGCUGUUUUCAUCUGUCACUUUUGAAACUGUCGAAGAAAGUAAGGCCCCCAGAACCCGGGCAGUGAGGAAUGUGAGGAGACAUGCUUGUUCCUCCAUCAUCAAGAUAUGUCGUGACUACCCUCAGCUUGUACUGCCCAAUUUUGACAUGCUUUAUAACCACGUGAAGCAACUCCUCUCCAAUGAGCUACUCCUGACACAAAUGGAGAAGUGUGCCCUCAUGGAAGCGCUGGUUCUCAUUAGCAACCAAUUCAAGAACUACGAGCGUCAGAAGGUGUUCCUGGAGGAGCUGAUGGCACCAGUGGCCAGCAUCUGGCUUUCUGAAGACAUGCACAGGGUGCUGUCCGAUGUCGAUGCAUUUAUUGCCUACGUGGGUGCAGAUCGGAAAAGCUGUGACUCGGGCCUGGAGGAUCCCUGUGGCUUAAAUCGUGCACGAAUGAGCUUUUGUGUAUAUAGCAUUCUGGGUGUUGUGAAACGAACUUGCUGGCCCACCGACCUCGAAGAGGCCAAAGCUGGGGGAUUCGUGGUGGGUUAUACGCCCACUGGAAAUCCAGUCUUCCGUAACCCCUGCACAGAGCAGAUUCUGAAACUUCUUGACAAUUUGCUUGCUCUUAUAAGAACUCACAAUACUUUAUAUGCACCAGAAAUGCUAGCCAAAAUGGUAGAGCCUUUCACAAAGGCUCUGGAUAUGCUUGAAGCGGAAAAAUCUGCUAUUUUAGGAUUACCUCAGCCUCUCUUGGAACUGAAUGACUCUCCUGUUUACAAAACAGUCUUGGAAAGAAUGCAGCGUUUCUUCUCUACCCUCUAUGAAAACUGCUUCCACAUCCUGGGGAAGGCAGGCCCUUCCAUGCAGCAGGACUUCUACACCGUGGAGCACCUGGCCACCCAGCUCCUCAGCUCAGCCUUCGUCAACUUGAACAAUAUUCCUGACUACCGACUCAGACCCAUGCUUCGGGUCUUUGUGAAGCCUCUGGUGCUCUUCUGCCCCCCCGAGCACUACGAAGCCCUGGUGUCUCCCAUCCUUGGGCCUCUGUUCACCUACCUCCACAUGAGGCUUUCCCAAAAAUGGCAAGUCAUCAACCAGAGGAGCCUGCUGUGUGGAGAAGAUGAGACCGCAGAUGAAAACCCAGAGUCUCAAGAGAUGCUAGAGGAACAACUGGUGAGGAUGUUAACCCGAGAAGUCAUGGACCUCAUCACGGCAUGCUGUGUUUCAAAGAAAGGUGCUGACCACAGUGCUGCCCCCCCUGCAGAUGGAGAUGAUGAAGAGAUGAUGGCCACAGAGGUAGUAACCCCGUCGGCUGUGGCGGAGCUCACAGACCUGGGCAAAUGCCUAAUGAAGCAUGAGGAUGUUUGUACGGCGCUAUUAAUUACAGCCUUCAAUUCCCUGGCCUGGAAGGAUACUCUGUCCUGCCAGAGGACGACCACACAGCUCUGCUGGCCCCUCCUCAAACAAGUGCUGUCAGGGACACUGCUCGCAGAUGCUGUGACGUGGCUUUUCACCAGCGUGCUCAAGGGCUUACAGACGCACGGGCAGCAUGACGGCUGCAUGGCGUCCCUGGUCCACCUGGCCUUCCAGAUCUAUGAGGCGCUGCGUCCUAGGUACCUGGAGAUAAGAGCUGUUAUGGAGCAGAUCCCUGACAUACAGAAGGACUCUCUGGACCAGUUUGACUGCAAGCUUUUGAACCCGUCUCUGCAGAAAGCUGCCGACAAGCGCCGGAAGGACCAAUUCAAACGCCUCAUUGCUGGUUGCAUUGGGAAACCCUUGGGAGAGCAGUUCCGAAAAGAAGUUCACAUUAAGAAUCUUCCCUCACUUUUCAAGAAAACAAAGCCUAUGUUGGAGACAGAGGUGCUGGGCAACGAGGAAGGUGGCCUGGCCACCAUCUUUGAACCCUGAAGCAAGCUUUGGGCAUCCUUCCUCGGCCUUUGUUGCCAUCUCUUCUUCCCCUUCGUAGCUAAUCUCUAGGCCUCUGUCAACUGCCACCUCACUUACCACCAUCGUCAGCCUGGAGAUACUCAGCUCUGGAGCUGGAAGAGUGGGCCCUGUGCAGGGCCAGAAGUAACUGUACUGAAGUAUCAAGCAAGGGAGUGAGGGCUAAUACCAUGCUGUCUAGAUCUCCCAAGUAUCCCACAUUCUACUUGGAGGUUGGGCUUUUCCCAGAGAAAAGCUAGAGCAGAGCAGCCCUUCUCGCCAAGCCCUCCAGCCCCCAUGCAGCCAUAUACCUGUGCAGAGUGGUAACGAGGGGUGCUCUACCCAGCACUGCAACUAGCCGGGCUUGUGGCAAGGGCUCAGCCGUGAACUACUUGUGCCAGAGUUCCCCCAGGACCAUCACAAGUCCCCCUGAGUCUGCACUGGGCUGGCAGGGAGCCCUUGCCAUCCCUCGGCAUGUUCGGGUCAGGUGCUGACUGCUGAACUGAAUGUGGCCGGUUCCUUGUUUUGAGCAAGAAUCUGGUCAGCUGAUGGGACCCAUGGUACAGGCUACUGCUAAGCUCUGGACGUGGUAUCAAGCGUAUUACCUUCAGGGACCAGGGCUGGGCCAGCGUGUAGUACUCACAUCCUUCUUAGAGCUCACACAUCGUGCCCUUCCAUGAAUGACCCCUCAGUGUGGUGUCCCCAGCCCCAGGGCCCACCCACGCACCAGAGCCACACUACCCUAUCUAGUGUCACGUGAUGCCAUUGGAAUCUAAGGGUAAUGCAGACCAACUAGGCUACAUCUGUGACAAGCAGCUAGCAAAGCCACUGGUCUCAGGACUAGGCGUCCAGGUGCCUUCAAAAAUCUCCCGGUCUUUCAGGUCCUGGUCACUUCUCUCAUGGGCCAUUUCCAAAAGAAAGAAAAUAUGCCUUCUCAUCACAACCUGUAUUAUGAGUCUCCGGUCCUCUCUGGAGGUCACGAGAUGGCCCUUGUAAGCAUAGGGGACAUGGAUGCAGGACCCUAGCUUUGAGGUCGUCGCCGGCCAGACACAAUCCAUACAGAAACCGUAUCGCGUGUUCACGCCCUACGCGCAGAGGCCUGUCAUCGAGCCAGUCCACUGACGGGUCUCGGUGAGGACUGAGGAGCGCGUGGACCGGAGCUCCAGCUUGUAGCUGUGCUGGCCCCAGGCAGGGGAGGCGAAGCCGCGGGAAGAACCUGGAGUCCGGCGAAGCCGCUUCUGCAGCACAGAUCUGCCCUACGCCCUUAUCCUGGGUGGUGCUUGGGGCUUCUUGUCAACUGUGAAGGCCAUCUCAAAGCAUGUUUCCCUCCAGAUGUGUUAGCUGCCUGUUCCUCUGUGGUUGGGGCUUGGAGGGCACAGUUGUAUUUAUUGUGUUGUACUAUUUUUAACAUCUUGUGACUUCAUGCUAGAAGUUUUCUAUUGUUUAUAGAACCUUUUUGUAGACACAUUAACUCUAAAGCACAUCUGCAUGUCAGUAAAAAUCUCAAUUUCAUAUAGAAAGAGCCCCGUCUAUCGUUUUCAAAUUAGUGACGUACUCCAGGGUCACUUCCUCAUGAGCAUCUUGCUAAGGGAACUGGACAGGAAGAAUGGUGACUGAUGGAUGUGCUGUCCAGCUUUCUGACAGAACAUCAGCUAGAAAGAUUUUUGUUGCUGACGUACCUACACCAGGCGGCCCAUACCAUUCUGUCAUUCAUUACUGGAGGCCACUGAACCUGACCCUGAGGGACUGUCCCAAGGGAAAUGCUAUUCUCCCUCAUGGCUCUUGGUGGCAGUGUGACAUGACUGCUAGGGACCACUUGUUUUCUAUCGGCAACUUUCUCCAUUAUCCAAGGGCUAUGUUAAGUGGCGCACAAUAUUUUUGUCCAGUCUGUGCCCCCAGAAAACACCUCAAUUUGGCGUUGCUCCUGAGGUGUCGGAGGGACUUGGCCCUGACCGGCAGUGACAUCUGA